UUUUGUAUAUUUGUAAUAUGUUAUUGUGCAUAUGUUGUACCAUACUUAUAUUCUGUGUAAAGGUAACUGAACAACAACAGAUACAUUCAUACCUUCUAUCUUGUCACUUCUUUUAUAACAAUUCCUUCUUAACAGGAUCUUGAGGCUGUACAGUUACUUAUAUCUUUUAUUUAUGCCUAUUCUAAUGCUUUAGUCUGUGGAUGUAUAAUACAGGAGAUACAUACAGGUGUAGAUAGAAGAUCAAUGUCUCUCUUUCCCAUAUCCAUUGAAACUAACUUAUGGAAGCUUUAAUACUAUAAGCUGACCCUUUUUUCAGACUGACACUAGGAAUGAUGGGUCAGCACCGCAGUAAACACAGACUUUAUCUUUCAGAAUAUUGUGACUGUUUCGGAGAAUGAAUCUUUAAGUUCGAACAAGAGCUUAUUGGGUGAAUCGUCCGACACCAGUAGCUUUAUUUUAGACGGAUCUGAAACCUUGAAUGAGGAGUUGUAGAGAAACAAAUGCUCAGAUAUUUAUUCUUAGCGUGAUUCUGUUCCACUUUUUCACCCAUGCAAGGUUCUUUUUAGACUACCUACAUGUGCACUUCACUGUCAUAUCUCGAUGUAGUAUUCUCGUAAGUUGGUUGAUGUUAGAGCAGGGUAGGGACUCAAGUAGAGAAUAUAUAUAUAUAUAUAUAUAUAUAUAUAUAUAUAUAUAUAUAUAUAUAUAUAUAUAUAUAUAUAUAUAUAUAUAUAUACAUAUAGAUAUAAACAUACUCAUGUGUAUAUGUAUUGAAGCAGUAGAUUAAGAUAGGAUGUUUAGUAAGUGUGAAGAUCGUGAGUGCAGGACAGUGACAUAUUAGAUGUUUUGUUCUUUAUGUUCAUGGUGUUUUUUUGUUUUUGUUUUUUCAUCGAUAUUUGUUUUGUAUAUGAAGUACAAAAGUUGCUCAGAACAAACAAUGAGUGUUGUGGGAUAUUUCCGUGCAUUGGCAGUGACUAAUAAUCUUUUCCUUGUUACUUUUAUGAUGAAUGUGAAAAACCCAUACUGUAAGUGCUAAUGUGGUGCUAAACCAUUUCAUAAAUUGCACUGUAUUAAAACUUGUAUCAUGUUAAUGGACUUGCUUAUGUGGACUAACCAAACCACACUGCCUGAAAUGGUGCUAAACAAUAGAUCUCAGGUGAAUUAAGUUCUGUACUCAUUUUUUUGCAUAUUUAUCUGAAAUGAAAUGCAUGACUGGGUAUUAGUCUUAACCACUUGAUUAAACUUAAGUGCUCACAUAUUUUUUUUUACUUGAAUUGAUUCCAUUCAGUGGUUCUAAGAAACCCUGUUCUAAUGUGAUGUCAGUGCAGACUUAGUAAAUCUGUGAAGAAUGUAUUUUUAUUUUAUUAGAAGAUGUAUAAUCUUAGGCAGGUUUCAUAACAUUUGUACUGAUGCAAUAAAGUUACAUUUUUCUCACUCAUGCAUUUCAUUUCAACCCAUGUGUAACACUGAUUUCAUAAUGCAUGCUUUGUAUUAACAUUUGACAACUGAAAACUGCUUGCCAAAAAUAAUUUUGAUAUUAUAUUGUAUUCCUAAAUUCAUGUAUAUUCCAUAUCUGGUACAUUGCAAUUUGAAUUAAUUUAUUGAUUGGUAAUAUAUCUGGUUACAUUAAGUUUGAUGAUUUUUUAAAGUAUUCUAAAUUUUGAUCAUAAAUUGAAGAAUAUCACAUAUUUACUUGUGGACUUAGUUGUGUGUUAUUGUCUAUGACAAUUUUAUUCACAUAUUGGAUCCACAGUUCAAGGACUAAUGAAAAGACUUCCAAUAUAAUAUGCAUUUUUGCAAACUGGAUUAUAUCACAAAUGCCACUCAUUUGCAUUUGAUGCAUGAAGCUUCUCUUCCAUGCAUAUUAAGGUGUGCGCUCUGGUAGUCCCGACAGAGCCAGAGAACUUUAGCUUCUACUCCUACAAAUUCUUUCAGUAUACAUCAGACACUCCAAAAAACAAAAAAGCAAAGUCAUUGGUGCAGCAGAUUUCGGAAAAGGCCAAAACCCUCCGAAAGCGUGCCGUCGAUCAAUACAAGACUGUGUCACAGAUGGGUAUUCGAGUCUCCAUGACCGACGAGGAACUGGGUGGGCCAGAGAGGAUGGUUGCAGAUGGAUUCGCUUCGCCAGUGGAAUGCCAGAUCCUCACAGCUCUCACCAAGAUGACAUCUGUGGAAGGAGAUGGAUAUAAAAAGAAUUCGUCUCCUCACACAGCAGCAGAGAACUUCCAAGGAAUGACGCUAGGAAGAACAGGCCUGAUGGUCCAUAACAGGCUUAUUGAAAAGGAAGUUUUGGAGCUAAUCUUGGAUCUGACAAGCCGCUGCCGAGAUUACUUGGAGCGCUAUUUUAAUCUCUUGACUCCUCUUUAUUUUUCCUUUACGCAUUUGGUGUGUCGUACAGCUAAGCCAGAAAAAGCUGCAAAUAGAUCAUCAUUAGACAUGAGCCAUGAAGUUCAUGUUGAUAACUGUAUCUUGCAAAAUGAUGGAAAUUGCCUUCGAGUUCCUCCUGCUUAUGUCUUCAGAGAUUACAGUGCCAUUUUGUACCUGAACCAAGAAUUUGAGGGCGGGGAGUUCAUAUUCACACACGACCAAACAGGAUCCUCAUAUGAAAGCAUAAUCAAACCCAAGUGUGGACGAAUGGUUGGAUUUUCAGCAGGUCCUAAAAACCCACAUGGGGUCCUACCAGUCCACAAAGGAAGCCGAUGCGCCAUUGGCAUGUGGUUCACUCAUGACAAACGGUUCAAGGAAGUUGAGCGCACAAUGGCCGAGACGCUGUUGCGGAAAUUGCAAAAUGGGGAAAUGUGAUGCAAACACGAGUAGAGAUUUUGUUGUACUUAAAAGGUUCCCGUAGAUAUUACUGUUAUUUUUUAUAUGAUGAUUAUUUAUUACUAAUGAUGUAAUUACAUUUUAUUUUUUAUUCUUUAUUCUAUUAUGCAUGUGAUAAAGUAUUCACAAUAUUUUUAUUUAUUAUUUUUUUUCUUCUUAUGAUAUACCACACUCUUUUAAGACAAUUUGUCAGAAGGAAUUAAUGUGGGCAAAACCUUUGUAAAAUUAUAAGAGGAAAAUCAGACUGAAAAUUUGUUAUAAAUAUAGUAAAUGUAAAUUUUUUAACAUUGAUAAAGAUAUAUUAUUAUUAACAACUUGCCAAAGAAAUUUUUAAAAAAUCAUUAAGAAACUGAAUUAUAAAAAGCCUUUCCCCACAUUAAUUUCCUUUUAAGAUUUAGUAAAACUUAAGUAUAUAGAUAUAUCUUUAUUUUCUAUAGCUGUUUAGGAAUUUAAGAAAAUAAGUAACUUAUACAUUCAAAUUUGUGAGUGCAUGGUGACCUGAACUAAGCACUGCAAAAAUGAUUGUUUACAGGUAUUUAUGAGUUGAAACAUACUAUGGGUUAUGAUGAUUUUCUUUCACCACAAAAAUCCAUUGACACAUUGCAAAUAAUCAUUUCAUCAGCAGCCAGAAGAUUGCAAACUUCAUUUUACUAUUGUGGAUCCAUUUUAACAAACAUUCCAUUGUUGGUUAUACAGAGCAUGCACAAUAUAUUCUAUUAAUUUAUUUUUUUUAUGUCAUACCCCAUAAAUCUGUAUAUGUGAAUUUAUACCCUGUACUUGAGAAUGGCAAAUGUACUGUACAUGA
Penaeus indicus is the source of this 3628-nucleotide messenger RNA. Its product is annotated as prolyl 3-hydroxylase 1-like. Gene Ontology annotation, molecular function: oxidoreductase activity, acting on paired donors, with incorporation or reduction of molecular oxygen; L-ascorbic acid binding; iron ion binding. The record is from RefSeq and is a predicted model, not a curated record. Lineage: Eukaryota; Metazoa; Arthropoda; Malacostraca; Decapoda; Penaeidae. Gene Ontology annotation, biological process: collagen metabolic process. The transcript has 6 exons. Bases 1858 to 2802 code for a protein of 314 amino acids.